Molecule: messenger RNA, 3887 nt
Organism: Esox lucius (northern pike)
Lineage: Eukaryota; Metazoa; Chordata; Actinopteri; Esociformes; Esocidae
Gene: ednrbb
Product: endothelin receptor type Bb
Exons: 10
Coding region: 630-1898 (422 amino acids)
Biological process (GO): G protein-coupled receptor signaling pathway; vasoconstriction; enteric nervous system development
Cellular component (GO): membrane
Molecular function (GO): endothelin receptor activity
Source: RefSeq, a predicted model, not a curated record
GUUGUAAAAAAAAAAAAAAAUAGUAUCUGCCUAACCAAAGAAAACUAGUCUGAAAACGAAAAAUGUCAGACAAGACAUGUUGUAGGCCGCUACAUUCAUAGCUAAAUCGUUAAUUUUAAACAAUCGAACCUUUCCUAAAUUCAACUAUCCUGCAAGAGUAGCCUUAUAAACUAAACUACAAGCACAUUUUGCUAAAUAUGUUAUCUCUCUAAACUUUAAUUGAACCUGAAAAAUGUCUUACAUUAUAACUUCCUCAUCGACGGAAUUAGUCCUGGCACCGAUCUUUCGUUUAUCCUCACAAAGCAUUGCACCGGGCUACGAAUAACACUGGAUUCAGAACACAGCAAUGUUCUGUAUGACCUGAGCAGAGGACUAGACCAGUGACGCCCUCAUCCAAAAUGAUUCAUCACAAGAAGUCAUUGCGCUGACAGAUUGAUGACUAACCGUGCCAAUAAAAUCUCCUUCUAUAAAACCCUAAUCUUAGUAUGAGGCCCAGUUUGCAUGUGCAGUCUACUAUUGGCUCUGCGCUAUCUGAUUGUGGGGAAUAAUUUGACGCCGGAUCAAUUUGGACAUGCAAAAGGCUGCUACCUGGGGAUAAAUUACAGGGCCUUUUGAGGAAAUCAUCUACAAUGGAAAUGGUAGCUCUUGUUCUAUCUCUGCUGCUCACCAACGGAAUUGUUUUAAUCAGUGCAGCGGCCAGCGAUCAGAAUUCACCACCAGCACCCGUUAUUGAAUUCUUUGAAACAGCCUCUCCAGGUAUUGCAGAGCUUACUGAGGGGCAAACGCCCAAUGGCUCCUCUCCCUUGCGCAGAAUGCCAGAAAAGAGCCCCCCGCCCCAUCCAAUGUGCUUAGUCUCAACUGGCAUCAGACACACAUUUAAAUACAUCAACACGAUGGUGUCUGGUCUCGUUUUCGUCGUCGGAAUAGUUGGAAAUUCGGCUCUGUUGAGAAUCAUUUAUGAAAAUAAAUGUAUGAGAAGCAGGCCCAACUUUCUCAUCGCCAGUCUUGCUUUGGGGGACUUGCUCCAUAUUGUGAUAGACAUUCCAAUCAACGCUUACAGACUCAUGGCUGAGGACUGGCCGUUUGGUCUGGCGCUCUGUAAACUGGUUCCCUUCAUCCAGAAAACAACCGUUGGGGUCACAGUGCUGUGUUUAUGUGCCUUGAGCAUUGACAGGUAUCGAGCUGUUGCGUCCUGGAGUCGAAUCAAAGGCUUUGGGACUUCAACGUGGACAGCAAUAGAGAUACCUUUCAUAUGGGUAAUAUCAACAAUCCUGGCUGUGCCAGAAGUGGUGGGCUUUGAUACGAUUACAAUGGACUAUAAAGGACAACAUCUGAGGAUAUGUCUCCUUCAUCCCAUGCAAACAAGCCAGUUCAUGAAGUUGUAUAAAUCGGCGAAAGACUGGUGGCUUUUCGGCUUCUACUUCUGCAUGCCGCUGGCUUGUACAGCUAUCUUCUACACCCUAAUGACCUGGAAAAUGCUCAAGAAGAAAAAGAACACUGUUAGCGACUAUACCAAACAGCGUCGAGAAGUGGCCAAGACAGUGUUUUGCUUAGUGCUUGUGUUUGUCCUCUGCUGGUUCCCUCUGUACCUGAGCAGAAUUUUAAAACUCACCAUUUAUGAUGAGAAGGACCCUAAAAGAUGUCAGCUACUGAGUGUCUUUCUUGUCCUGGAUUACAUUGGGAUAAAUAUGGCAUCGCUGAACUCCUGUAUCAACCCUAUUGCUCUGUACAUGGUCAGCAAGCGAUUCAAAAACUGUUUCAAGAAAUGCCUCUGUUGUUGGUGCAUACCGCCUGAAGUAUCGGAUCUCGAAGAUGUGCAGUCUAUCUUAAAGUCAAAGGUGCCGGAGCAAGCCUCUGAGAACAGCAACAUCAGAGCUAAUAAGCCUCCCUCCUCCUGAGUUGGAUGUCCCUCACCGUCUGAGUUUCCAUUAAUGACCUCAUCGCCUUCUUCCUCAUGGUCUUCAGUGGUUCUGUAGACUCUAUACAGCCCUAAGCGUUGUUAGUGGUGUAGUGUUGCUUAGUAACAGAAUCUCUAUCACUCUCUGUUGUGAGGCUGUCAUCAGUGGAACAUCUGCUUUGGGCGUGAGCCACUCAGACAGAGAAUGAGCCUGGCCUGACUCGUAUCCCUCGGGCCUCUUCGCCGUUACGUCAUGUUUCACCUACAGCCUAUAUAGAUCACGCUGACUAUCAGCUGAUCAGCCCCUGUCGGGAACAUGAUUGCGUUUUUUUGAUCCGAUGUUUACCCUGAAAAGUUUGCCUAAGAGGCACUUAGCCUUGGCACCUAUCCAGCCCUGCAGAGUCCUUUCCACCUGUAAAGAGAUUACCCUCAAAUGCCGCUCAGUUUCUAGCAAUGCUACUGUACCUUGGAAAAUGCAUUGAGAAUUUACUGAGAAUGUUGGAAUAGCUUAUAACCGAAUUAGAUAUCCUAUUCAAUGUCAGAAAUGUGUCAGAGAGGGCAUGACAAAUUAUUGGGACACAAAUGUAUAUUUCGGUCUCUCUGAGAAAAAAAGACAUUCUUUUACGUGGAUUUAAACACUGGUGUUCCUCUUUCAGUUAGCACUCCUAGAGAAACCUAUAAAAUCGGAGAUACCAGUGUAUGCUGCCUUCAACGCUGAAUGACUGAUUGAUGGGGCCCUAUUUUUAAUGCAUUGUUAAAUGUGUAAUGCAUGAAGAGUCUUUAUAAAAGACCUGAGUGGAAAAGAAGGAAAAUGGAGAUGACAGAAUGGGGUCAGGAGGAGGAGGCAAGAGUUGACACCUGAUGGCUCCUGUCACAGGACAAGGCAAGCACAGAUAGGAAGCAUUUCUUCAAUCCAAUACCUUAUCAAUCUACUCAACUAUUUUAGGUAUGAAUUAUAUUGCUCCCUGUAGCGUUUGGAAAGUUUUACUUUUACAGAGAGAGGUUCACUUUCAACAGGAUUUAUUAUUGGCUGUCAAGGCCAGAUUAUUUUAAUGUGCAAUAUAAUGUUUUCCUCAUUCUGUUUCUGGGCAAAUAUGUGUAUUGUAUGUGUUUGUGUGCGUGUGUGUGUAUUAUUCAUAAGGAUUUCAAUACGUUUCAUUUUACUUUCUGUUUUGGGAUUUAUGAUGAUUUAUACAAAGAAAUAGUCUAUUAAACAUUACCCAUGAUUCAAUUCAUGGAUAACAAUGUUGUUUAUGUAAGAUAUAACUCCAAGGUAACUCUUAGGGGCCCGUGCCAGUUCCUGCUUUUUUCUUUUGAUCUUUAAUGAAUAUAAAUGUCAAACUCAUUCCUAUUUAUACAUUUAUGUAUGAUUUUUACCCCUAUUGUCUUAUUCCAGUGCCAGAGUGCAACCUUGUAUUCCUCCUUUGUGUAUUUCAAUUCUCAUUUAGACGUAUCAACCAGCAGGUUGUGCUAAAGAUUUAACUGAAUCAGUCUCAGCUGAGCACUUCCAAGUGCCGUGAUAAACCAGAACAGAUAAUGUCUCAUCAAACAUCAUAAUCGGAUGAUAUAAAAUAAUCACCACGCAUCUACCAAACAAUCGCAGGGAUAAUCAUCCAAUUACAGGCUAAUUUGAACCACAUCCUUUUGAACCUGUGUACAAUAUUCAUGUUUCUGGUGGUGGAUGAAGGGCGGAGUGGAAGCGUGCUUUUCAACCCACACUGCUUUGAUACCUACUGUGAUGCAGACUCCUGCUCUUCAUCUCAUUCCUUCAUCUUCAUCUCCCUGUCUCACAUUGGACCUGCUCCAGCGAUCUGACAGCCCCGACACACACGGUGAAAAGGAUGCUGGGCUGAGGCACAGAUAUCGGGGUCAUGGAAGACUUGAUCCUGUACAGCACAGCCAAUUUAUGUUGUUUUGAUCUAGUAAGACGAUCUGGAUAGGCGAAUGGAAUAUCACAUGGAAACAAAUCUAGUAUACUCAGACAAUGCAA